AUGGUCCUUCUUGUCACUAUAAGUAUUCUCUUGGUAUGGUUUUGGACUGGAGUCUAUUCAUCUUUUACCUCGUCAGACUAUUUUUAUAAAGCCGCCGCCCAAAUCUUCUCCCAAGCCACCUUCUGGGCAGUUACAUGCCUUUCUGUCGUUAUCGCCCUUUUACCGCGCUUCGCCGUCAAGGCUGUGCAAAAAGUUUACUUCCCAUACGAUGUCGACAUCAUUCGCGAGCAAGUCCGUCAAGGGAAAUUUGAUUAUCUUGAUAAACCCGAUGAGCACAUAGAUGCAAUGUCCAGGGAUGGUUCAUCGGCAACUUCCUCUGAAAUUACGAAGCCGAUUGCUCCAACGAACACGACGCAUAAUCCUCGAAGUCAAAACGGUAGCGAUGGAACCGACUUUACACGACAUAGACCUUCGAUGGAUCAACUUGGUCCUCGAGUUUCCGUAGAUAGACCGCGACCCUCCUUCGAUAGAUUACGAACGUCGUGUGAUCGAGUUAGACCAAGUUUCGAGGCUAGUAGGGACUUUACCUCCGCAGCCCUUUUAACCCGAUUAGAAUCAAGUCAAUCAUUUGCAACCGCUAAGAAGUAG
Molecule: messenger RNA, 588 nt
Organism: Sclerotinia sclerotiorum 1980 UF-70
Lineage: Eukaryota; Fungi; Ascomycota; Leotiomycetes; Helotiales; Sclerotiniaceae
Exons: 2
Coding region: 1-588 (195 amino acids)
Source: RefSeq, a predicted model, not a curated record